AUGACGACAGAUUCAAACGCUUACACCGACAACAUGUACACGGUUAUCAAGCAACCGAUAGACAGAAUCAGCAGUAGAGACAGAAGCAUCUAUGAGCUAGUCAAUUACUUUUUUAUUUCUGGCUUAAUUGCUUUAUUUGGUUUACUAACAAAUGUAAUUAAUAUUAUUGUCUUCUACAAACAAGGCUUUAGCA
Molecule: messenger RNA, 193 nt
Organism: Candidula unifasciata
Lineage: Eukaryota; Metazoa; Mollusca; Gastropoda; Stylommatophora; Geomitridae
Source: the annotation of a GenBank genome assembly